GACGGCGCGACGAGAAAAUCACGGACGUGGCGUGCAUCGGGCGAGAGGCGUGAAACAUCCACGGUUCGAUAAACUCAUCUCUCAAGUGCGAGAGUACGAAUAUCUUGAUGGCGAUCGAACCGAGAGAAUUUAGCGGAACUCGCUACUGAGAAGAAGGCUUAGAGAGCUCGCUCUAUCUCUCUUUUACCCUUUCUCUCUCUCUUUCUACCGUAGAGAAGUCGGUGGUGCAGCAUCAUCCCUAUCGUAUUGCGAGCAUGUGUUACCAAUGAAUUCCAGACUCCGCCCAGCACCCGUUUGCAGUGGUCGGAAAGGAGGCGAAAUACGCGCAGGACUGAAGUCUACGUCACGUUUAGGGGCGUACACCAACGUCGGAGACACAGCCCCCGGCGCAAGCUGCGAGGGUGGCUUUUACCCCUCCGUUUUGCGCCGAGAUCAUAUCACUUGGAUUUCAGUGCUAUCUUCGAUCUUCGUGCCGUAACAACAUCGGCAGAUCCGAGAUCCGCGCGUCGCGCCAAUUCGAUAAUCGAGAAGAACUCAACGGGAAUCUCGUCAAGUUAUGAUGAAUCUUGCCGAUCAAGAGGUACCCGCUGCGACGACGGAACUGACAGGCUUACCCGGAAACGGAUUUGGUAGACUGCCCGAGCCGCUUCAGACGGUUACCGGGGAAUAUUGUCCCGGCAGCUAUCCGGUGUCUCAGUCUACGAGCAAUGAAAAACUGCACACGGGAAGCGAAUUGUACAUGCCGCAAGGCUAUCGGCAAGAAUCUUGGUUGCAAGAUGGUAGCAGCUCCGAGACCGAAGACAGCGAACAGUACGUGCCCGAGUUUCAUCAGAUGUCGAAUGCGAAUGUGAAACAGGAAUCGAGCAAUUGCACGAGAAAUGGCGACAGCGGUAAUUACCAUCCCCAGUAUCAAUCUUCCGUCGCGCAAAACGGUGAUUUUCUCGAGCUCAGCUCGGAACGUUGCUUUGGAGAUCGCAAGAUAAACGCGGCGAGUAAAAACACGUCGAAGGACGUCGCCGUGAAGGAAGAACCGGCGGAUCGAAGCUACGUGGAACCGCUUCCCGUUACGAACAUAUCAUCCGCAACGUCUCAGGACACGCAGAACGCAAGCAAUUUGCUCUAUCAACAACGGCAACAACAGUACGGAAACGUAACGAGGGAUCAUCCUAGAGGAUCUUCGCCGCCCUCCAGCCGUCCGGCCAGCGCUUCCUCCUCGACUUCUCAUCAAUGGCAAUCGAGCUUCUCUUCCGAGACCUUUCUGCCGCGACAGGAAAAUUGGAAUUCCGAGGCUUACGCGAAACGGAGCGUCACGCCGACCUGGACGGAACUCGGCACGCAGCUCGAUCCUCGAAACUCCACCUGGGACAGGCAGAACGGUUGUUAUCAGAAAAAAGGCUCGCCUAUUUCAACUUGGAAUUCGGAUCACAUCGGCAAAAGGCCGUCGUCGGCGACCGGCAUGUCAGCCUGGAGCGACGUUGCUGUCGGUUAUCAGCAACAACGACGCGGCUCUUUGCAGUUGUGGCAAUUCCUCGUAGCGCUGCUCGAUGAUCCCGCGAACGCUCCCUGCAUCGCUUGGACCGGCCGAGGGAUGGAGUUCAAGCUGAUCGAACCGGAAGAGGUGGCGCGCAGAUGGGGCGUGCAAAAGAACAGACCGGCCAUGAAUUACGACAAGUUGAGCCGCUCGUUGAGAUAUUACUACGAGAAAGGCAUAAUGCAAAAGGUCGCCGGCGAGCGAUACGUUUACAAGUUCGUCUGCGAUCCGGACGCGCUCUUCAACAUGGCGUACGGUACCGGCGCGGCUUCGGGACUUACCGGAGAGGUUUCAAGUAGUAUGGUGCGAAAUCACGCGGCGUCCGGGAAAGGAGGAACGGGCGGUAACGAGGUUCCCGAUUUGAUGAAACAUUCAGCCACUGGGUACAGCGACGCGGUUUUUGCCAUGUACUCGAAUACCGCCGCAGUGUACGGUCCUUCCAGUCUUCAUCAUUUGCAUCAAUACCUCGGCGCUAACGAAAGUUUCAAAACACCACCGAGCAGAUACCAUUCCCACUAUCCUCAUCAAUACGGUAGCAAUCAUCAUCAUCAUCAUCACCACCCGCCUGCGAGCUAUACGGACACCUUUUUGAACUAUAGUCGAUUGUCGUCGCACGAGACCGCUAUUGACUCGAAGGUGCAAGAACCACCGCCGAGAGACUCGUACCAUACCCAGGAAACGGAGAAUACCGGCGGCAGAGACCGGGACGUCUCGUCGAUAUCCUACGAGAGCGUGCAGAGAUCGCAAUUACCGGCUACAUCGGCGUCCGCGCAAUCCUCGUCGUUACUUGACAACACGACGACGAGCUCCAAAAUCGAACAAGCGCCGUACACGUGUCUGGGUGUCGGGAGCUGCACGAACAAAAUGAUGAAGACAAGAUCGACGGAACAACAAGAGGAGGGAGGAGGAAUGGGUUUCAAGGACAAGCAGAAAGCGUUAGACACGCUGAAGUCUCUGGACGGUCGUGACAUCAGUUAUCAGUAUCACGUUAUCACGAGUUUCGUCAGCCGUGCGAAAAGAACGUUGCAAAUCACGCGGGACGAGGAAAAAUUGGCGAAUCUGCGGGACGCGCUGAAGAUAUUCGAAGACUGGUUGACGAAAUACAAGGAGAACAAUCGGGGAAAGGAGAAUCUCGCGUAUCUGCCGAUCGAAACGAUCAAGGCUUACCGCAGCCUCGCGAAGAAGUACGACGUGUGGGACGACGAGUUUUUCAAGGCGUACAAGGGUGAGAAGGGCGACUACAAGGGACUGCGCGCCGCGAAAGUAGUCGACGGAGACGUCACGUGGGACAUUGAGAGAAACAGACGCUUGAAGAAGAUCAUCAGCAAGAUUAAGGAAGAGCACAUCCAGUGGUACGAGACAGACGUGGGCGAUUUUCGUGGAUUACCGACGAAGGAGCACACGCAGUGCAUCGUGCUCGCGUACAGUCCCGAUUCCACGAAAUUGAAGAAACUCGCGAGUCAAGUGCGCGAAAAAUUCGGGGAGGAUGAUGACGACGAGAUGGACGUCGAGGAGGAACGAAGAGGCAGCAAGAGAGGCCGCGAUAGUGCGUCAUCGAGCGACAGCGACAGCGAGCCGGAAAAGAAGCAGGCGAAACGUUCGCCGGAAAAUGUGGAAAACGAACAGAAAGAGGAGAGCGGAUUGGGCUUCAAGAACAGAGAAAAGGCCUUGCUGAGCAUCAAGUAUCUGGAGGGUAGAGACGUGACUUAUCAGUUUCACACGAUCAGCGGUCUGGUGAAACGAGCCGAAAGAGUGAUAUCGUGCACGAAGGAUAAGCAGAAGAUCGAUAACAUGAAGGAAGCGGUGAAGAUCUUUGAGAAUUGGAUCACGGACUACAAUGUGAACGGUCGAUCGAAGGAAAACUUUAAUUAUCUGCCGAUCGAUAUUGUGCGGGCGUUCAAGCCACUGGCCGAGAGAUACGAUCUCGAAGACAACGGAUUUCUCAAGGUCUACGAAGAUGCAAACGGCGACUACAAAAAACUUCGAUCCGUUCGAGUCCCGGAUUCGGAUGUCACCUGGGACAUAAAGCGAAACGAGCAACUACGGGAGUUGGUGAAUCGCAUAAAAGAAAAGCACAUUCAGUGGUUCGACACUGACGUCGAAUUUCGGGGUUUACCUACCGCGGAACACACGCGAUGCAUCAUGUGGGGUUUCAGCCACGAUGUCGCGAAGUUGAAGAAACUCGCGCCCACUCUGAGCGAAAAGCUUCAUCCUGCUGACUAAAAAAAAAAAUGUCACUUUGCUUUCUGAAUCGGUGUUGAAACAUUGUCGAAUUGGAAAAGC
Messenger RNA from Pseudomyrmex gracilis, 3814 nucleotides. RefSeq lists its product as uncharacterized. The transcript is spliced from 14 exons. Gene Ontology annotation, biological process: cell differentiation; regulation of transcription by RNA polymerase II. The record is from RefSeq and is a predicted model, not a curated record. The coding region runs from base 557 to 3754 and encodes 1065 amino acids. Gene Ontology annotation, cellular component: nucleus. NCBI's taxonomy places the organism in Eukaryota, Metazoa, Arthropoda, Insecta, Hymenoptera, Formicidae. Gene Ontology annotation, molecular function: sequence-specific DNA binding; DNA-binding transcription factor activity, RNA polymerase II-specific.